Cooperia oncophora is the source of this 744-nucleotide messenger RNA. The record is from the annotation of a GenBank genome assembly. Lineage: Eukaryota; Metazoa; Nematoda; Chromadorea; Rhabditida; Trichostrongylidae.
AUGGAUGAUCCUAAUGGGCACAGUCCGUGUGUCUUUCUGAAAGCACAAGCAGCAAUGGCAGACGCGGCAUACCUGAAGCUGGACGCUUCACGGGUCAAUGGCAUCCAAGUGGAACAAGUGGCCGACUUUGCUCGUAUAGUCACCUAUUUCUCCGAUCCUUUCAUUAAGCAUUUGCUUGUCCCACCGAACGACUCGAAUUACGUGGCUGAAUUGUUGAAAUUUCAUGAGGUUCUAUUGAAGAAACUAGGAGCAAUGAGCUGUCAGAUUGAUCUCUUCGUAGAGUUAGCGAAACAGAAGGAAAAUUUGGACCACCUGGUAUCUGAAAAGUUGCGUUUCAACGACAUUUAUGGGGACCAGAUGAAAAUAGCUGAUCAAAUAAACGAACGAAUGGUCAACGAAAAGACUCGACAGUCUCUUACAUUGGGUUACGAGGAGGCAAAAUAUGGAUACAAUCCAUAUAGAAUUUGUCGGGUGAUCAAUGCGAAACGAUUUCCACGCUCAAAUCAUCCGGGCAAUCUUGUGCCGACUUACCACUGUGAGGUGACGGAUCCUGUAGCAUAUGAAGAGUCGAUGAUGCCAUUAAGAAAGGCAACGACGAAGAACAGACCACCGUUGAAUGACACAACUUGGAAUGUCGCUGAAGUAUUUGCAACGGACAAAGUAUUUGAGAAAAAGCUCAAAUCACUACGAGGGAAAAUGCCGAUGGAACCGCAAAUGCCGAAGAAAUAUCCUUUAGACAGGUAA